GAGAGCUGUAGGUUGUAAGUAAAAGUAGAAAAAUUAGAAAGAGGAGUUCCAUUGUUUCAGCAACACGAAAGCUUGGAAAAGAAAGAGAAAAGAGAAAUGGAUCCACAGUUAACCGAAGUGUCGCAGCUAUUCGAGCGAUUCAAAGCUGCAUUUAUCAGAAAUGAUUACGACUCCUGCGCCAAUCUCCUUUCUCAACUCAAGGUGUUGCUGACAAAGUUUAGGAGCCUUCCUCCGUUGUUCGAAAAUACACCUAACGCGGUUAAUGAAUUGCUGUUAGCAAGGGAAAUUUAUGAGCAUGCUGUUGUCCUUAGUGUGAAGAUUGAGGAUCAAGAUGCCUUUGAAAGGGAUUUCUUCCAGUUGAAGCCCUAUUAUACUGAUGCUGGUAGCCGCCUUCCGCCAUCCCCUCAAGAGUACCCGAUUUUAGGUCUUAAUCUCUUGAGACUUCUUGUCCAGAAUAGGAUUGCUGAGUUCCAUACUGAAUUGGAGCUGCUUUCAGCCACUGCUUUAGAAAAUCCUUGCAUCAAGCAUGCUGUGGAGCUGGAGCAAUCGUUUAUGGAAGGGGCUUACAACCGUGUGUUGAGUGCCAGACAGACUGCACCACAUGAAACUUAUGUUUAUUUCAUGGAUCUCUUGGCAAAAACAGUGAGAGAUGAAAUAGCUGGAUGCAGUGAGAAGGCAUAUGAUUAUCUUUCAAUUGAUGAUGCCCGACAGAUGUUGCUGUUCUCAUCUGAUCAAGAACUUUUGGAGUACAUCAAAGAGUUGCAGGAGCAUCCUGACUGGGAGGUGAAGAAUGGAUUUGUCUUUUUCCAGAAGGCCAAAGAAUCUGCGCCAUGCAAGGAGAUUCCAUCCCUGCAACUGAUCAACCAGACUCUUAGUUAUGCAAGGGAGUUGGAGCGGAUUGUCUAGGGAAGUUGCUGUAAUGAUUGCUUUCCCUCCUGCUUAUGGCACUCAAUAUCACUUGACAUCAAUUCUGUGAUUGUGGAUUUUACUUUCUACAUCCAUUAUGAAACUUAAAGUUGUUGAGAUUUCAUUUUUCAAAUUCUUUACAUUAGUGGCACCAAAUUGCUAGGAUUACAACAGGGAAUGGACCUCCCCUUUCGUUUUCCUGCCUGGCAGGUUGUUUUGUGUAAACUUUUUAAUCAUCUUGUGAUUUAAAGAGCAGUCUGAUGAUUGAUAUGUUAAAA
This is a messenger RNA of Theobroma umbraticum, 1184 nucleotides long. It is a transcript of the gene RPN12A, whose product is annotated as regulatory particle non-ATPase 12A. Gene Ontology annotation, biological process: proteasome-mediated ubiquitin-dependent protein catabolic process. The record is from RefSeq and is a predicted model, not a curated record. Lineage: Eukaryota; Viridiplantae; Streptophyta; Magnoliopsida; Malvales; Malvaceae. Gene Ontology annotation, cellular component: cytosol; proteasome regulatory particle; proteasome regulatory particle, lid subcomplex.